AUGGCAAAAGAUACUGUGAGCGAUUUGAAAGGACAAACGUGGAUCAGGAAUGUUCGUAGAUGUCUGAUGCGUGCUAUUGUUGAGAGUAACUUUUACAAUAGCACAAAUACUACUUGUGAUCAACUGAAGAAAUUUGCAUUUGAUAGUCAUCCUAAAUGCUAUGUUGACAAUGGGUUUUGUACAGAUAUACUUAUAUCGCCAAACUUUCAAAACAUUGAUUGUCUGGCAUCUGAAGUCUUUAUAUGGACUGAUUUUCUAAAUAAGUUUGCAAUACAGCAGCUCAUUACAACAUCCCAGCUCUGUACUAGCACAAUUGCAACUCAGUUUCUGACUGCUGUACGAACUUAUAUUACAAAAAUCACAAAUGUUGUUACACGGGCUCUGAUCCAAGCUAUAUUUGACUUUUUAAAUUGUGAUACAGCUGGAUUAGACAUGAUUCUUGUACUUGAUUCAUCUGGAAGCAUUGGAUCUACCAAUUUUGUGAGAUUGAGAAACUUCAUAAUAAAUAUGUUAUCUAUAUUUACAAUUGGACCAGACAAAACUCGUGUUGGAGUUAUUCGUUAUUCUUCUUCAGCAUCAAUUGUUAUUCCUUUAGGCAGUUCUGGUUCCUAUCCUGAAUUAUCUUCUCAUAUCAGUAGCAUUUCAUAUACUGGAGGUGGUACUUACACAGAUGAAGCUCUUACACUCUUAACAUCAGCAUUUGCUACAACACGCAUUGAUGAGGGAGUACCUCGUGUUGCCAUUGUUUUUACAGAUGGAGUGUCACAUAGCCCUAGUCUAACAUUAGCAGCUUCCCGAGCUGUUCAUAAUGCUGGGAUAUAUACAUAUUCCUUUGGUAUUGGUAGUGGCAUCAAUUCCGAUGAAUUAAAUUACAUUGCUACUGGUCCAGAUUAUGUCUUUUACAUAGACAGUUUUUCCUCCACUGAUUUUCAAACUGCCCUUCUACCACUGCGUACUACAACAUGCAUAACUCAAACCCUUUUAAGUGUUGGUAGAACAAUUGAAGGGACUGUUGAACGAGGACUAUUCCGUUUGAUUAAAUUUUUCUUCCCUCAGCAUUUAGGAAUGACGAUAAAAAUUAAUGUAGAUAUUGGGAAUGUGAUUGUGCGUGGAUCUUUUACGGUGCCAAAUCCAACAGAACUAACACAAGAUUUUGUUGUCACAAGUGAUGGAUCUGACAUUGACUAUUUUGUUAGUUCACAAUUGUUUGAGAGUUCAACUACUGUCAACAAUGAUAGUCAACAGCGUCGAAAGAGACAAGCACCCAAUAAUACC
This is a messenger RNA of Amphimedon queenslandica, 1275 nucleotides long. Its product is annotated as collagen alpha-3(VI) chain-like. The record is from RefSeq and is a predicted model, not a curated record. The transcript has 5 exons. Lineage: Eukaryota; Metazoa; Porifera; Demospongiae; Haplosclerida; Niphatidae. The annotation marks the transcript as partial.